AUGGAUGAAAAAAAGGGUUAUUUAAAUGAUUUCGUUAUUCUGGAAGGUGGUGAUAGUGAAGAUGAAGAAGAUAGUAAUAAUAAUAUGACAGCUAUAAGUGAUAUAUUUGGUCCAUAUACAUCAAUUAUUAAAAAAGUUGAAGUUUUAAUUAGUAAAAUGACAAGUUUAAGUUCAGUUGAAGCACCUACGGUAGCGAAAAAGAAAUCAGCAAAGGCGUUUUGGAGGGGAACUGUUUUCUCAAUGCUCUCUUAUCAUCGAUUUCGAAAUAGCAAGGAUGAAGACGAAGAAAAAGUAAGGUGGAUUGUUGCUGGUGCUAAUUCUGAGUUUCUUGAUGACAGAAAAGAUUGA
This is a messenger RNA of Entrophospora sp. SA101, 348 nucleotides long. NCBI's taxonomy places the organism in Eukaryota, Fungi, Glomeromycota, Glomeromycetes, Entrophosporales, Entrophosporaceae. The record is from the annotation of a GenBank genome assembly.